This is a messenger RNA of Metschnikowia bicuspidata var. bicuspidata NRRL YB-4993, 2076 nucleotides long. RefSeq names its product proline--tRNA ligase. Gene Ontology annotation, molecular function: aminoacyl-tRNA deacylase activity; ATP binding; proline-tRNA ligase activity. The record is from RefSeq and is a predicted model, not a curated record. The coding region runs from base 1 to 2076 and encodes 691 amino acids. Lineage: Eukaryota; Fungi; Ascomycota; Pichiomycetes; Serinales; Metschnikowiaceae. Gene Ontology annotation, biological process: prolyl-tRNA aminoacylation. The transcript has a single exon. Gene Ontology annotation, cellular component: cytoplasm; aminoacyl-tRNA synthetase multienzyme complex.
AUGGACCUCGAACAAUCCUUGGCCGCCCUCCUGGUGGCCACCGUGCCCACGUGCGAGGCCGCGCUCGCCACCAAGACCCUCGUGUUCAAGCCCAAAACCGCCAAGACCGCCACCCCCGUGCCCGUGGUUGUUUUUGCGCUUGCUGCCACCGCCACGCCCCUGGGCGCCGUGGCCCGCCUCGCGGGCGUCAAGGAGCCGCGCUUGGCCUCCGACGACUUGGUGCAGCAGUUCUUCCAGACGUCCGCCAAGGAGGUGCUGAUUGCCAACUUAACCGCCGGCUUGGGCGCCGGCCGCAUCCGGCUUUUGGUGGACACGGCUAUCUGGGGUGCCCCUGCGGGCUCCGUGUUGCAGGUGGCCACCGCGCUGGCAACGGCGUGCGUGGCGGCGGCCGCCGUCAAGGCACACUUGGAAAGCACGGGAAUCGAGGUGAUUCCCGCGGACUUUGCCGAGGCCGCCGCGGGCGCCGGCGCGCCCGGCGCCGUGGCGGCUGCGGGUGGCAGCAGGCGCAAAAACGCGGCCAAAAAAGACAAGGAGGCCGCCAAGUUGGAGGACGCCAAGUUGAUUGGCAUCACCGUCGACAAGGAGAAGGACUUCUCCUCGUGGUACUCGCAGGUGGUGGUCAAGGGCGAGAUGUUGGACUACUACGACGUGUCCGGGUGCUACAUCUUGCGCCCCAACUCGUACUUCGUGUGGGAGGAGAUCCAGGACUGGUUCAACCAGCGCAUCCGCAGGAUGGGCGUCAAGAACUCGUACUUCCCCAUGUUCGUGUCGUCCAAGGUGCUCGAGAAGGAGAAGGACCACGUGGAGGGCUUUGCGCCCGAGGUGGCGUGGGUCACGCGCGCCGGCUCGUCCGAGUUGGACGAGCACAUUGCCAUCCGGCCCACGUCGGAAACCGUCAUGUACCCGUACUACGCCAAGUGGAUCCGCUCGCACCGCGACUUGCCCUUGCGCUUGAACCAGUGGAACUCCGUGGUGCGCUGGGAGUUCAAGCACCCGCAGCCGUUCUUGCGCACGCGUGAGUUCUUGUGGCAGGAGGGCCACACCGCGCACUUGACCAAGGCCGGCGCCGAGCAGGAGGUGGCGCAGAUCUUGGACCUCUACAAGAGCAUCUACGAGGAGUUGUUGGCCGUGCCGGUGAUCAAGGGCGUCAAGUCCGAGAACGAGAAGUUCGCGGGUGCCGACUUCACCACCACCGUGGAGGGCUUCAUUGCAGCCACGGGCCGCGGCAUCCAGGGCGCCACGUCGCACCACUUGGGCGACAACUUCUCGCGCAUGUUCAACAUUUCCGUGGAGAGCCCCGAGGGCGCGGACCAGCCGCGCGUGUUUGCGCAGCAGAACUCCUGGGGCUUGUCCACGCGUGUCAUUGGCGUGAUGGUCAUGACGCACUCCGACAACAAGGGCUUGGUGUUGCCGCCGCGCGUGGCCCAGACCCAGGUCGUGGUGAUCCCCGUGGGCUUGACCGCCAAGUCCUCGGCGGAGCAGCGCGAGCAGGUCACCAGCGGCGCCGAGAAGAUCGAGGCCGCGUUGGCCGACGCCGGCGUGCGUGUGGUGGGCGACUACAGAGACAACUACUCUCCCGGCUGGAAGUUUGCCGACAGCGAGUUGAAGGGCGUGCCCUUGCGCGUGGAGUUUGGCCCCAAGGACUUGGCCGCGGGCCUGGUCACCGCGGUGAGGCGUGACACCAACGAGAAGUACGCCGUCAAGUUGGACGACUUGGCCACGCGCAUCCCGCAAAUCUUGGACACCAUCCAGAAGGGCUUGUUGGAGGCCGCGCGCGCCAAGUUCGACCAGCACCGCGUGACCGUGGAGGCCUGGGAGGACUUCGUGCCCACGCUCAACGCCAAGAACGUGAUCUUGGCGCCGUGGUGCGGAGUGCCCGAGUGCGAGGACGAAAUCAAGGACGCGUCCGCAAAGAAGGACGAUGGCGAUGACGAGGAGCAGGACGAGCGCGCGCCUUCCAUGGGCGCCAAGUCCUUGUGCAUCCCCCACGACCAGCCCGCCUUGAAGGAGAACCAGAAGUGUGUGCGGUGCGCCCGCAUGGCCGUCAACUACACCUUGUUCGGCCGGUCCUACUGA